This is a messenger RNA of Notechis scutatus (mainland tiger snake), 1026 nucleotides long. The record is from RefSeq and is a predicted model, not a curated record. NCBI's taxonomy places the organism in Eukaryota, Metazoa, Chordata, Lepidosauria, Squamata, Elapidae.
AUGACAGACAAGAAGAUUUUGGACGGAAUGGCAAAAAUGGCAGCAAAGAAAAACAAGGCACUCAAAGGCAUCAAAGCGAUGAAACUUAAAGAUCUGAAACCCCCUGAAAUUUCCACGAAGUUAAUUCCACCCGAGAAAAUACAGACGUCCAUGAUCAUUACCCUCACAGUUGGUGGGAAAAGUUUUAUUGGUGGAAAUAUGGAGAUCACCAUGAAAACCAAAAUGGACAUCAUGAUUAAGAUGACGAAGCACCCCACAAAGAACAUCGGGAUAGAGAAAACUGGGUGUGAACUGCAUCUGCUGGCCUACAAAACCAACCUUCCCAGCAACAUGCUACCAAAGGUGUUGAAUAAAUUUUUGAAUUCCACCCUUGAGAAACUCCUGCCUGGCAUGAUGUGCCCAGCUGCAGACAACGUGAUUGCCUUUAUGGAGACAAAAAUAGAACCAAUGUUUGAAAAAAAAUCUUUUGGAGAGAGCAGCACAGUGUGGUAUGAAGUGGCCGAAGAACCAGGGGUCUUCCCAGACUACAACUUGAUUCAGCUCAAGGUUAAAUUCCAAGCCAAUAAUGGGGACAUCGUAGAAGUCGCACCUGAUCCGGUUCCUGAAGAUCUGCCACCAAAAGAGGAAGGAAAAACCACGGUCUACAUACCUGUGUCUACCAUCAACGUUGCAAUGAUGUUGAUGGAUGGCUCGUUCAACUCUGUUAUUACCAAAAUUGAGGGUUCCACUCCUACGACUGACCAGCUGAAAGAAAUAUUGCCAGAUGCUGAUCUACCUUCUGGAAAAGACAUGAAAAUUGAAAUAUCUCCAAAAGUGAAUGCCACGUUUACUGUGUCGCCUACCAGAAGCCACAUGACAAUCAGAAUCAAAGCCUCAUUCUUGUCUGUUGAAGAUGGCGCUGAGCUCCUGUCCGUGGACACGGUGCAGGAAUGCAAUGCCAGUUUUGCCAUCAAAGAGGAACACCUGGCCGUCACUCUGAAAGCGGGAUCUUGCAGAUCAACAGAGAUUUCUUCCCCUGCUGGAAAC